UAUAAGCGGCCGCCCUGCGGCUCCCCUCGCUCUGGAGUUCAGGAGCUUCUCCAUCAGAGAGGGCUGUGAGGACACCGCAACCCGCUAGUUGCUGUCUUUUUCAAUCCCAACACUGGUUUCAUCUUGGAUGUUGAGUUGAAAGUUGGCUUGCCUCUUAGUCACUGAGGCAGAAGGUUGAUAUGGAUUGCUGCUUCUCCACAUACUUGAAUAUAUAAUCUCAACCAAUAAACAACAAUGGCUGCACUAUGCAGGAAGCUUACAACUUGAGUGCAUUGCUGUACCUUAAGAAUAAAUCUUGAAACCUGGAUCUAGAAGUCACUUGUAGGAUGUUUUGAGUUAGCUUCCCUGAAAACCAUUGCCCAAUCAGUAAAAUAAAAUACCACAGUUGAUGAAACUGAUUUCUGAAGUUAUUCCAAAGCACUUGGUUAUUGAUCUUGUGGGUGUAAAAAAAAACACAACACACCUUGGACAAGUAUUGCUGAUCAAAAAGCUGGCAGGCUGACGUGGGAAGGCAUCCACCUACAGGACGGACUUUCUGGCAACUGACCAUUUAGCUGUGGCAUACCCGGACCUCGUGUACGUGGGAUUUCGACAAUGAGCUCUGUAGCCGUAUUGACACCUGAAAGCUUUGCUGAGCACAGAAGUGGCCUUGAUGAGCAGCAGGUUAAAGCAAAUGUUGGCUCUGAGGAUGAGACUGAUUUGGUACCAACUUACAAGGAAGCAUUUCCUCCUCUCCCUGAGAAACCUACUUCUGGAGAGACUACAACAGAACCAUCUGGAGCAUGGACCAAAAUCCGACCACUCAAAUCUUCUCUCAUCACCCAGGUUUUUCAUGUACCAUUAGAAGAACGCAAGUACAAAGAAAUGAACCAAUUUGGCGAAGGAGACCAGGCUAAAAUCUGCCUGGAUAUCAUGCAGAAGACCGGUGCACACAUUGAACUCUCGCUGGCAAAGGACCAAGGUCUUUCCAUCAUGGUUUCUGGAAAGCUUGAAGCUGUCAUGAAAGCAAGGAAGGAGAUUGUUGCUAAGCUGCAGACUCAGGCCUCAGCAACAGUAACCAUCCCCAAAGAACAUCAUCGUUUUGUGAUUGGAAAAAGUGGAGAGAAACUGCAGGAGUUGGAACUGAAAACAGCAACUAAAAUCCAGAUUCCUCGUCCUGAAGACCCCAGCAACCAGAUUAAAAUAACUGGCACAAAAGAAGGCAUUGAGAAAGCACGCCAUGAAAUCUUGCUGAUUUCUGCUGAACAGGAUAAGCGUGCAGUUGAGAGGAUCAACAUUGAGAAAGUCUAUCACCCGUUUAUUGCUGGACCCUUUAAUAAGAUUGCUGGGGAACUGAUGCAGGAGACUGGGACUCGAAUCAAUAUCCCACCGCCAAGUGUCAUGAAGAACGAGAUUGUUAUCACUGGUGAGAAAGAACAGGUUGCACAAGCUGUUAACCGCAUCAAGAGGAUCUAUGAGGAUAAGAAAAGCAAAACCACAACAAUUGCAGUGGAGGUGAAGAAAUCGCAGCACAAAUAUGUUAUUGGACCCAAAGGCAACUCAUUGCAGGAGAUUUUGGAACGGACUGGAGUCUCAGUUGAAAUCCCACCCUCGGACAGCAACUCUGAAACAGUCAUCCUUCGUGGCGAACCUGAUAAACUCGGGCAGGCUCUGACUGAAGUCUAUGCUAAAGCAAAUAGUUUUACAGUAGCAAGUGUUUCUGCCCCAUCUUGGCUACAUCGCUUCAUAAUUGGGAAGAAAGGUCAAAAUCUGAGUCGCAUCACACAGCAAAUGCCAAAGGUAUAUAUCGAAUUUACUGAUGGGGAGGAUAAGAUUUGUUUGGAAGGGCCAACCAAGGAGGUGCAACAAGUCCAAGAGCAAAUUGAAAUUGUUGUGCGGGACCUGGUUAAUCGUAUGGACUACACUGAAUUGACAAUUGAUCCCAAAUUUCAUCGCCACCUCAUUGGAAAGAAUGGAGCAAACAUAAAUCGCAUCAAGGAUCAGUACAAGGUCUUGGUGCGAAUCCCCCCUGAUAACGAGAAAAGCAAUUUGAUCCGAAUUGAAGGUGACCCACAAGGAGUUCAAGAUGCUAAAAAGGAACUGUUGGAGCUUGCAUCCAGAAUGGAAAAUGAGCGCACCAAGGACUUAAUUAUCGAGCAUCGUUUCCACCGUACAAUCAUUGGCCAGAAGGGAGAGAAGGUUAAGGAGAUCCGUGACAAGUUCCCUGAGGUCAUAAUUAAUUUCCCAGAUCCAAAUCAAAAGAGUGAUAUAGUGCAACUGCGUGGUCCCAAAAAUGAAGUGGAGAAAUGUGCCAAGUUCUUGAAUAAAAUUGUGGCUGAACUUGUGGAAAAUAGCUAUUCAGUCUCUGUGCCCAUCUUCAAGCAGUUUCACAAAAAUAUCAUUGGGAAAGGAGGAGCAAAUAUCAAGAAGAUUCGUGAAGAAACCAAUACAAAGAUUGAUCUGCCAGCGGAGAACAGCAACUCUGAGAUGAUCAUUAUCACGGGAAAGAAAUCCAACUGUGAAAUAGCUCGUUCCAGGAUCCUGGCCAUCCAGAAGGAACUGGCAAACAUCACCGAAGUCGAAGUUUGCAUUCCAGCUAAACUCCACAAUUCCCUGAUCGGUGCAAAGGGCCGUUUUGUCCGCUCCAUCAUGGAGGAGUGUGGAGGUGUGCACAUCCACUUUCCCACUGAAGGCUCAGGCAGUGACACAGUCACCAUCAGAGGAUCUACUGAGGAAGUUGACAAGGCGAAGAAGCAGCUCCUUCACCUGGCUGAGGAGAAGCAAAUCAAGAACCAUACCUGUGAGCUGCGUGCCAAGCCAGAGUACCACAAGUUUCUGAUUGGACGAGGUGGAGCCAACAUCCGUAAGGUGCGGGAUAACACAGGAGCUCGGAUCAUUUUCCCUAUGGCAGAUGACAAAGAACAAGAGCUAAUCACUAUUGUUGGUACAGAGGAAGCUGUCAAAGAGGCUCAAAAGGAACUGGAAAUUCUCAUUAAAAACCUGGAUGAAGUUGUAGAAGAUGCAAUGACCGUUGACCCCAAGCAUCACCGGUACUUCGUGAUACGCCGUGGGCAGGUUUUACGGGAUAUUGCAGAUGAAUAUGGUGGCGUGAUGGUCAGCUUCCCUCGUACUGGAACACAGAGUGACAAAGUGACACUGAAGGGUGCCAAGGAUUGUGUGGAGGCUGCCAAGAAACGCAUGCAGGAGAUCAUUGAAGAUCUGGAAGCUCAGGUAACCAUCGAGUGCGUAAUUCCGCAGAAGUUCCACCGGAUAGUGAUGGGUGCCAAAGGCUUGAAGGUGCAGCAGAUUACCAAGGAUCACAAUGUGCAGAUUAAAUUCCCUGAACGUGAGGAGACCCAAGUAGCUGAGCAACAAGUCCAUGAGAAUGGAGAGACCAAUGGUGAAGUUAAGGAGGUCGAUCCCUCUGUGCCCCGGAAAAAUGACAUCAUUAUCAUUUCUGGGCGGAAGGAACGGUGUGAGGCAGCCAGAGAUGCUUUGUUGGCACUGGUUCCUGUCACUAUAGAAGUAGAAGUGCCCUAUGACCUGCAUCGUUACAUCAUUGGUCAGAAGGGAAGUGGUAUACGCAAGAUGAUGGAAGAGUAUGAGGUGAACAUUGCUGUUCCUCCUCCUGAGGACCAGUCUGAUAUUAUUAAAAUCACUGGACUGGCUUCUCACUUGGACCGAGCUCGUGAGGGGCUGAAUGAGCGGGUGAAGGAACUACAGAUGGAGCAGGAGGACCGGGCCCUGAGGAGUUUCAAGUUGACAAUCUCUGUGGAUCCACGCUAUCACCCAAAGAUUAUCGGAAGGAAGGGUGCAGUUAUCACCCAGAUUCGCAUCGAUCAUGACGUGAAUGUGCAGUUCCCCGACAAGAAUGAUGAAAAUCAGGAUCAGAUAACCAUCACUGGGUAUGAGAAAAAUACAGAAUCUGCCAAGGAAGCCAUCAUGAAAAUAGUUUCUGAGCUGGAGGAAAUGAUUUCUGAGGAUAUUACUCUCAACCAUAAAGUUCAUGCCCGUAUUAUUGGUGCCCGUGGGAAAGCCAUCCGCAAGAUCAUGGAGGACUUUAAGGUUGACAUCCGUUUCCCUCCGUCUGCGGCAGAGGACCUGGACCGUGUCACUGUGACUGGUCUCCCUGAGAAUGUGGAUGAGGCUAUUGACCAUCUCUUAAACCUGGAGGAGGAAUACAUGUCAGAUGUUGUUGAGAGUGAGGCCAUGCAGGCUUACAUGAAGCCAGCCUCGCGUGUGGAUGAACCAAAAACUUCCUCCAAGGGCUUUGUGGUCAGAGAUGCCCCAUGGACUAGCAGUACAGAGAAGGCUCCGGAUAUGAGUAGCUCUGAAGAUUUUCCGAGUUUUGGUGCUCCGGUUGCUCCAAAGACUUCACCAUGGGGACCGAAGAGAUUCUGAGUUGGGUGAAGGUUCCCCAGCUCUCCCCUUCCCCCACCCCACCCCACCCACCCCCAACUCCAUACGGCUGGGCUACCAAGAUGUGCUUCCUGUUUAAUUCCAAUUCAGCAGCCUAGCAAGUAAUUAGUAUAGCCAAAACUACUUCCUGUGUCACAAGUUUUCAAAAAAACACAAGCAGCAUGAUUAUAGGUCAGACCUGUGAGCCUCAUUUUAUAUUUAUGUAAUGGUGGCUCGUGUACCCCACAGCAUUCCACAUAUCCUGACACGCACAACUCGAUUGAAACUGCCUGGUGCUGACUUGUUUUGACGUGAUUUUCACACUCAGCAGCCCCAAUUGCAUCUCUGCACUCAGCAUACAACUUGCUCUGCAGUUUAUUUUGGAGUUGAAUUGACACUUUGCAGGGGUUUGAAGCAAAGACUGGGUGGGUUGUAGUCUCCUCCUUUGCCCCUGGAGCCAGCAUCCUUUUCCCUGCCUUUGCAGUUUUCCUUAGAGUGCAGUCACUUUUAAUCCUUCACUGCCUGUGGCUUUGGAGCCUCUAUUCUAUUGUUACACGUGUGCUUGGGACAUGCCUGUAGUUCUAACAAUCGUAGCAUUCAGGAAUGAUGGUUAAAACCCAAAUCCUAAAUUGGCCUUGUCAAUGCCAAUCUAAUGGACCCUCCAAAGCCAUUGAUAGAAGACCACUUUAAAGUUCAUGGUCUCCUUGUGGCUUCCUCUCAUCUUUGGGAGAAGGCUAUUAUCCACACUGUGAUAUUGCUUUGUCCAAAAAUUUGAUGAUUGAUUAAACUCUUGAGCACAGCGUGUAAAUGGAACUCGAUGGUCAGAGGCAGAUGAAUCCCAAGGGGGAUUUUAAAAAUAAUCAAAAACAAGCCAAAUGAAAUCACUUCAACUAUCCCACUGCCAAAGACUCUAACUUGCCAUUUGCAAAUGGCUCAAAGCUGGAGCAGUGACUGAUGAACUAGUACAAAGGGUGAAUCCUCAAAUAUCUACCCUGGGGGGUGUGUUUGUCUCCCCAAGUUUGCUCCUUGUAAUGUAGAUUUUCCUUUAUAUAUAAAGAAUUGGUUCCGUGAAGUAAAGACAACAAAUUAGAAUGAUGUUUUGCCCACCCUCUGUUUUACUUAGUGUUUCUGUACAGUUUUCGUGUAUAGAAAAGACACUAAAUUAUUAGACUUCUGUGCUUGUGUAAAUAUUAUAUCUCAUGUUGACUUUGGGCCAGUUAGUGCAAUUGUUCCAAAGAGCUUGGGAAAGGUGAAAUGUACAUUCUCACAGCAGAAUGGACAAGAUCUACCACUUGCAUUCAGAUGCAACAAUAUCAUAAAGGGGAAAGAUGUUUCUAAGGUGGAAUUGAUUUCCUCAUGCAGGUGUGGACUGCCCAAGUCAGUUAACAAAAGUUAAGCAGUUCUUCUCUUCCACCUCCCCUCCCCAAAAAAAACACACACACACUACAGAUUCAAGGCCAACACAGUCAGGUCGGUAUAACACCUUUGCUGGAUUUUUGUUCCUAGUAACUUGUGCAGUCUGGUUAACACCAUGCUGUCUGGUCAACCCUCUUCCAUGGCAGAAUAUCUAGAGAUUGAUGGGGAUACAGGGGUAGGGAGGGGAGAUCAAACCACAGGUUGUGCGAAGGAUAUUUUGUAGGUUGGGGGUUUUGCCCACCAACAUAAAGGUGGACGUGGUGACUGGGAUCCUUGUUACCUGAACAAGGAGGGUGGGUACAGUUUUCAUUUAGGGUCUGUUGGCUUGAGAAACUAAACUUGCUGAUAUCCAAAAGCAGGGAGGGAAAAAAAAAGAACUUAAACACUAAGGUAUUGGAAAUGAGGUCAUCUGAGUUUGAUCUUUUUGAUUUCUCUCCCUGUCAUAACUGGCUCCUAGCAAUCUUGCUUCACUGUGAUAGAGGCGCUUACAUCAGGACUUUCAGCCCAAAUGGUUGAAGCAGUUUUGUUUAUAAGACUGUUUUUCCAGGUUACUUCUCAGCAUGUUUUCUGUCAACUUCAAGGAAACCCUGCCUCGUGGAGCUCUUAACUAGUUGGUUCUAAAUAUUGCUUCCCAAUCUUUUAGAUUUUGGAGAGAUUGUCCUCUGAGUUUGCCAAUUUACUGGUUAUUGAUUUAACUGUUUGAAAGCUUUCUAGUUUGUAAAACAUUCCUGUCAUAAUGCCAGGAAAGGAAAAAUUCGGCCCUCUUUAAUGUUGUACCCCUUUUUACUGCAGCCCCAUUGUCAGGUUCUGCCUGGAGACGAGGCAGUAAUUGGUAUCUGAGUGAGUAAUGUAUUAGCUUAGUGCCCCCUUUGUGUAGAACUUGUUGCUCCCUGCCCCAACUCAUAUCUCUUGUUCAUGAUCUCUUUGCUGGCACUUUAAACCCAAGGUGAGACUACACUUACAGACUCCUUAGUUGUGCAAGUGCAUAUCUUAGACUUUAAAUUCAUAGAUCUGUUUUCAUUACCUGGGGUUAAAAGAAAAUUUGUUUUCCUUUUUUAUGAACAUGCUAAUCUUCUCAGGGCUUCUGUGCAAUUCCCUGGCACAGGCUGAGAACAAUGGCAAAGGCUGUCUUUUUCCUAACGUGGAAUUAAAAUACCAGGGUGUGUAUUUGGUACCAUGUUCCCUAGUGGAAUACAGCUCAGCCAGUGUUGUCAACCUGACAGCACACUAUAGAUUUGGUGUACUUUCAAAGUCUAUGUCCAAGUAUUAGGUGCCAUGUCUCUUUGUUUUGGUUAGUUUGUUCAACCCAUUAGUGUUCCAUCACACCUUUUUUUUGUUCUCUUUCUCCACCCCCCCCCCCCCCCCCCC
Molecule: messenger RNA, 7161 nt
Organism: Pristis pectinata (smalltooth sawfish)
Lineage: Eukaryota; Metazoa; Chordata; Chondrichthyes; Rhinopristiformes; Pristidae
Gene: hdlbpa
Product: high density lipoprotein binding protein a
Exons: 30
Coding region: 595-4380 (1261 amino acids)
Cellular component (GO): cytoplasm; nucleus
Molecular function (GO): mRNA binding
Source: RefSeq, a predicted model, not a curated record